AUGACUACAGCUAGAGCUCGCGCGUCACUGCGCAAUGCAGAGCACAUUGACGUGCACGAGGACGACAUCAAAGAGGAAGACGCCGAAGAGACACUAGACGAAAGCAUGGAUCCCCUUGAAGAGAGCGGGCACACGGUGGACAGCAGUGACGAAGAGGUCGAGGAUGCCGUGCAGGAAGACAUUGCGCGUUUUGAAGAGUCCUUCUCUGGCAUCAACAAGCGGUUUCGACUCAUUAACCGCAUCGGAGAAGGAACAUUCUCAACCGUGUACAAGGCUGAAGACCUGGAGUACAACAAGUACGACAAUGGCUGGGACGUCGACGAACACGAGGAGCGAAAGUGGUCGUCACCAGCUACCCGACGACGCCAGGCCAGACGACCCCACUACGUAGCCAUCAAGAAGAUCUAUGUCACUAGCAGUCCGAUACGAAUCUUCAAUGAGCUCGAAUUGCUCUUCGAUCUGAGGGGUGCCGACUCAGUAUGCCCAAUCAUCACCGCCUUCCGCCACCUGGACCAGGUUGUCGCCGUUUUGCCCUACUAUCAGCACAGCGACUUUCGCGACUACUACCGCGACAUGAAGAUUUCAGAGAUGCGCCUAUACUUCCGCAGUCUCAUUCUUGCACUGCGGGCUGUACAUGCAAAGAAGAUCAUCCAUCGUGAUGUCAAGCCAACCAACUUCCUAUACAACCCUGCUCUAUCGAGGGGCGUCCUAGUCGACUUCGGCCUCGCUGAGCGUGAGGGUACUGAUUGGCAUCAAUGCACAUGUCACCUCACAGAUGAUGACCGCCGCUACAGAAUCGCUCACAGCGUAUAUGCGCAGACUCAGCAAUCAGGACACAACACGACCAGCUAUCCCAAGAAUGAUACGCGUAGUAGCCGUCGAGCCAACCGAGCUGGUACCCGUGGUUUCCGUGCGCCGGAAGUUCUUCUCAAAUGCACGCAGCAGACCUGCUCAAUCGAUAUGUGGAGCGUCGGCGUGAUUCUUCUCACCAUGCUGUCACGCCGCUUUCCUUUCUUCCACAGCGCAGACGACAUUGAUGCGUUACUGGAGAUUACAACUAUUUUCGGGCGCAAGAAGAUGCGAGAGACGUCCAUCCUUCACGGGCAGGUCUUUGAGACUAACGUGCCAAGCUACAGCGAGGGCGGCCAUACCUUGGAGAAAAUCAUACUCUGGUGCACCGGACGUACCGGUGACAAGACACAACCAAAGAGGGAGCUUGAGGAUGAGGAAAAAGAGGCUGUGCAGUUCCUGUAUCGGCUACUGGAGUGCAACCCAAGAAAGCGUAUCACUGCCGAUGAGGCACUACGCCAUCCGUUCAUUACAAAAGCGAACGAAGACAGCGAAGCAGACGAGGAUAUGGUCGACUUGGUCGAAGCGUAA
Parastagonospora nodorum SN15 is the source of this 1380-nucleotide messenger RNA. RefSeq lists its product as hypothetical. Gene Ontology annotation, cellular component: nucleus. The record is from RefSeq and is a predicted model, not a curated record. The coding region runs from base 1 to 1380 and encodes 459 amino acids. Gene Ontology annotation, molecular function: ATP binding; protein serine/threonine kinase activity. The transcript is spliced from 2 exons. Lineage: Eukaryota; Fungi; Ascomycota; Dothideomycetes; Pleosporales; Phaeosphaeriaceae. Gene Ontology annotation, biological process: protein phosphorylation; mitotic DNA damage checkpoint signaling.